AUGAAUAUUUUACAUUCUACACUCUCAACCUGGCGGGAUCGCCUGGCGCCAGUGUCGCGCACUUCAACCUUCCGAAACACCGGUCAAAUCACCCCCGAGGAGUUCGUUCUCGCUGGAGAUUAUCUCGUCUACAAGUUCCCCACAUGGUCUUGGGCCGAUGCAUCGAGUCCAGCAAAACGUGUCUCUUACCUCCCACCCGGGAAGCAGUUCCUAGUCACCCGCGGCGUGCCGUGCCACCGAAGAUUGAACGAUAACUUCGCCGGAGAUGCAGGGCUAGAAGAUGAGAUAGUGAGGGACUUCCUCUCGGGCGGUGAUGGGGGCGAGAGCGCCGCGGCUGGCGAUGGAGAGGAUGGGUGGUUGCGGACUGCUGGAGGUCGCGAUACUGCCGGUGACCAGGAUAAGCAGGAAGCUCGGAUUCGCGACGUUCGGACUGUGGAUGAAUCCGGCAACUUGGGCGAACAGGAGGAUGACGAUGACGAUGACAUCCCCGAUAUGGAGGAUGACGAUGAUGACGAGGAAGCCAUUAUUCGCGAACCGGCCGGGCAGUCGGGUACCACACAAUCUCUCCGCACUUAUACCCUUUACAUUACAUACUCUAACUUCUACCGCACACCUCGUCUCUACCUUUCCGGGUAUCUAUCGGCGUCAGAACCCCUUCCUCCGCACCUGAUGAUGGAAGAUAUUGUCGGCGACUACAAAGACAAGACCGUGACGCUAGAAGAUUUCCCUUGGUUCGAGGGCAGUGUCAAGAUGGCCAGCGUGCAUCCCUGCCGCCAUGCCUCUGUCAUGAAGACCCUUCUGGAUCGCGCCGAUGCCGCGCUCAAGCUCCGCCGUGAUAAACUUAAACAAACACAGUCACGCGAAGAAGCGAACCGACUUCUGCGCGCAGGUGGGAGUGGACUCGAAGGCUUGGUUGAUGAAACGAGGAACCUUUCCCUCGCUGACCAUCCACAGGGUCAGCAUGGCGGAGAUGAGUGGGAGAUGUUGCAGCACGACGAGGAAGAACAAGUUGCUAUCCGGGUGGACCAGUACCUGGUUGUGUUCCUCAAAUUCAUUGCCAGUGUGACACCGGGCAUUGAGCAUGACUUUACUAUGGGCGUAUAG
Messenger RNA from Penicillium soppii, 1104 nucleotides. Its product is annotated as ATG3/ATG10 family protein. The record is from RefSeq and is a predicted model, not a curated record. Gene Ontology annotation, molecular function: Atg8-family ligase activity. The transcript is spliced from 2 exons. Gene Ontology annotation, biological process: autophagy of mitochondrion; autophagosome assembly; nucleophagy. Gene Ontology annotation, cellular component: cytosol; cytoplasmic ubiquitin ligase complex. Lineage: Eukaryota; Fungi; Ascomycota; Eurotiomycetes; Eurotiales; Aspergillaceae. The coding region runs from base 1 to 1104 and encodes 367 amino acids.